This is a messenger RNA of Salvia miltiorrhiza (redroot sage), 735 nucleotides long. RefSeq lists its product as uncharacterized. Lineage: Eukaryota; Viridiplantae; Streptophyta; Magnoliopsida; Lamiales; Lamiaceae. The record is from RefSeq and is a predicted model, not a curated record. The coding region runs from base 1 to 735 and encodes 244 amino acids. The transcript has 2 exons.
AUGACUGUUACUCCGUUGUUGAAUAUUUUAUCUGCUAAGCCGCUUACCGGUCCAAAUUUUUUGGAAUGGAAGCGCAAUUUGGGAUUUGUCCUAGACGCGAAAGAGUAUAAGUUUGUGCUUACUACUCCAGCUCCUGCGAACCUAACUGCUCGGUCUUCCGAGGAGCAAAGGGAGGUUCACAAGCGGUGGCAUAGGGCGAAUAGUAUGGCGAAAACCUACAUGAUGACCACUAUGUCUUCCGCGUUGCAGCUGUAUCAUCAAUCAAAGGAGAUUGCAGCUGCAAUAAUGAAAAACCUCGAGGAGCUCUUUGGGGAAUCGGACCGGUCAAUCCGUUUUGAACUUAUGAGGAAACUCAUGUCUUCAAAGAUGACGGAGGGUUCUUCCUAUGUGCUUGGUGGAAGUAUCGCGUAUGAUACUAAGGUUGAUAUGAUCCUCCACACUCUGUCCAAAUCCUAUGAGAACUUUCAUCUCAAUGCAGUCAUGGGCAAGAAAAAGUUCACUUUAAAUGAACUGCUCAAUGAGUUGGUUACAGCCGAGGGGGUUAUGGGAAAGAGACCACAAGCUCUGGCUACUGAUAAAGGUCCUAGCUUUGCACUGAAAGGUUGGAAGAAGCAGAAAGGGCUCUAUGGCAAGAAAGGCCAAGCAAAAAGUGGGUGCAAUAAGCUAGGCACGUCUGUAGGCGUAGGGGAAAGAAAAAUGCUUCAAGUGUCAGCAAGUAGGACAUUGGAAAUCUGA